Messenger RNA from Durio zibethinus, 981 nucleotides. The record is from RefSeq and is a predicted model, not a curated record. Lineage: Eukaryota; Viridiplantae; Streptophyta; Magnoliopsida; Malvales; Malvaceae.
UGUAAUUAUAAAGAGGAUACACAUUGGAAUUCAGAAACCUUGGCAAGGAAAAAUGGCCUCUCUUCAACUCUCAGUUCCGCACAUAGCUGCUUCCCGGUUCAAACGCCGUCCGGUUCGCUGCGCUACCGAGCGCCAGGAUCUUUUUAACCGCAUUGCUCCUGUUUAUGAUAAUUUAAAUGAUUUGCUGAGUUUCGGUCAGCACCGAAUAUGGAAACGCAUGUCCGUAUCCUGGAGUGGGGCCAAAACGGGAGAUUCCGUCUUGGAUUUGUGCUGUGGAAGCGGGGAUUUAACGUUCCUAUUGUCCGAGAAAGUUGGUUCCUACGGCAAAGUAACUGGCCUUGAUUUCUCGAAGGAGCAGCUCUCAAUUGCAUCAUCAAGGCAAUACUUUCUUUCAAAGGCUUGCUACAAUAACAUUGAAUGGGUUGAAGGUGAUGCACUUGAUUUGCCGUUUUCUAAUGAUUACUUUGAUGCUAUUACUAUGGGUUAUGGGCUACGUAAUGUGGUUGAUAAACGUCGAGCCAUGCAGGAGAUGUUUCGAGUUUUAAAGCCAGGGUCAAGGGUGUCAAUUCUCGACUUUAAUAAAAGCACGCAGCCAUUUACUGCCUUGUUUCAGGAAUGGAUGAUUGAUAAUGUAGUAGUUCCUACGGCUACAGUUUAUGGCCUUGCCAAGGAGUACAAGUAUUUGAAAACUUCAAUCAAUGAAUUUUUAACAGUUUUCAAUUUGUUUGUUGAUGAAGAAGCAUUCUGUUGUCAACGAAUUUCCAAACAUUAUCUAAAUGCAGACCUUAUGUUCUGGGGAUAUGGUAUGGUUUUUCCAUGAAGGUUGUUAAACUGAAUCCUUAUUUUCGUCUCUGUAUAACUGACAAAUCAAUAGUAAAUAAUAAUGCUCUAGUUUUGCAUCAAAGUUGCCAUAUCAUACUUUUUAUGUACUUCUUAAGGUUACAUAUAGGGAUUACUUUAUCUAUUGUAGAGGCUGCGUAC